GGCGUGGCCGAGCCCUCAGCUGACCGGCCGCCAUUUUGUCGGUGCCGGAUCCCCAGCGCCGCCUGGAGCUGUGCCCGCGGCCGGGGUCGCCUGUGCCCGCCCGUCCGCCAGGGCAGCUCCGCCCGUGCCCUCCCGCUCCCCUCGGCAUGUGAGCGCCCCGGCACCGCUGCUCUCACCCGGCUCGAGCGGCAGCAGCACCGCGGCGGCCCCCCCGGCCGGGCCCGGCCCCUCAGCCCGGCGCAGGCCCCGCCGCCGCCGCCAUGGCGCUGAAGAUGGUGAAGGGCAGCAUCGACCGUAUGUUUGACAAGAACCUGCAGGACCUGGUGCGCGGCAUCCGCAAUCACAAGGAGGAUGAGGCAAAAUACAUCUCGCAGUGCAUCGACGAGAUCAAGCAGGAGCUGAAGCAGGACAACAUCGCAGUGAAGGCAAACGCAGUCUGCAAACUGACCUACUUACAGAUGCUGGGCUAUGACAUCAGUUGGGCUGCUUUCAACAUUAUUGAAGUUAUGAGUGCUUCCAAGUUUACAUUCAAGCGCAUUGGUUACCUGGCUGCCUCCCAGUGCUUUCAUGAGGGGACUGAUGUCAUCAUGCUGACAACUAAUCAGAUCCGAAAGGAUCUGAGUAGCCCUAACCAGUAUGAUACUGGAGUUGCACUGACUGGCUUGUCCUGUUUUGUUACUCCAGAUCUUGCCAGGGACUUGGCAAAUGACAUCAUGACAUUGAUGUCUCACACAAAGCCUUACAUCAGGAAGAAGGCAGUGUUAAUCAUGUACAAAGUUUUUUUGAAGUACCCAGAGUCCCUCCGUCCUGCAUUUCCUCGCCUUAAAGAGAAACUUGAAGAUCCAGAUCCUGGUGUGCAGUCUGCUGCAGUAAAUGUUAUUUGUGAGCUGGCUCGACGCAAUCCCAAAAAUUACCUUUCCCUUGCUCCGCUCUUCUUCAAGUUGAUGACGUCGUCAACCAAUAAUUGGGUUCUCAUUAAAAUUAUAAAACUGUUUGGUGCUCUUACUCCAUUAGAACCAAGACUGGGAAAGAAGCUGAUUGAGCCCCUGACCAACCUCAUCCACAGCACCUCAGCCAUGUCUCUCUUAUAUGAAUGUGUGAACACAGUAAUAGCAGUUCUGAUCUCUCUGUCCUCGGGGAUGCCCAACCACAGCGCCAGCAUCCAGCUUUGUGUGCAGAAGUUGAGGAUAUUGAUAGAAGACUCUGACCAGAACUUGAAGUACCUGGGCCUGUUAGCUAUGUCCAAAAUCCUGAAAACGCACCCCAAGUCAGUUCAGUCUCACAAGGAUCUCAUUCUCCAGUGUUUGGAUGACAAAGAUGAGUCCAUCCGGCUCAGAGCUUUGGAUCUCCUCUAUGGCAUGGUCUCCAAGAAGAACUUGAUGGAGAUUGUGAAGAAACUGAUGAUUCACGUGGAUAAAGCCGAAGGGACGACGUACCGAGAUGAGCUGCUGACCAAAAUCAUAGACAUCUGCAGCCAGUCCAAUUACCAGUACAUCACCAACUUUGAAUGGUACAUAAGCAUCCUGGUGGAGCUGACCCGGCUGGAGGGCACGAGGCACGGGCACCUGAUUGCAGCACAGAUGUUGGAUGUGGCCAUCAGGGUGAAAGCCAUCCGUAAGUUUGCGGUGUCCCAGAUGGCCAUGCUGCUGGACAACGCCCACCUCAUCGCCAGCAACACCCAGAGGAAUGGCAUCUGUGAGGUGCUCUAUGCUGCUGCCUGGAUCUGCGGGGAGUUCUCUGAACACCUCGAGGAAGCAAACCAAACCCUGGAAGCAAUGUUGAGGCCCAGAGUUACAACCCUGCCAGGCCACAUCCAGGCUGUUUACGUGCAGAACAUGGUGAAGCUCUAUGCAUCCAUCCUGCAGCAGAAGGAGCAGGCUGGGGAAAAGGAAGCAGCUCAGGAAAUUACACAGAUGAUGAUCGAGCGCCUGCCUCAGUUUGUGCAGAGUGCAGAUCUGGAGGUUCAGGAGAGGGCUUCUUGCAUCUUGCAGCUGAUAAAAUACAUUCAGAAGCUACAAGUAAAAGAAGUUCCUGUAGCUGAGGAAGUGAUAGCCCUGUUUGCUGGUGAGCUGAACCCUGUGGCUCCUAAAGCACAGAAGAAAGUCCCUGUUCCAGAGGGCCUGGACCUUGAUGCCUGGAUCAAUGAGCCUCCAUCAGACAGCGAGUCUGAAGAUGAAAAGCCCAAAACAAUAUUUCAUGAGGAGGAACAAAGGCAUUCCAGACACAGACAGCCAGAAAUAGAUGAAGAGGAACUGGCCAGACGUCGAGAAGCCCGGAAACAAGAACAGGCAAACAACCCAUUUUAUAUUAAAAGCUCUCCUUCCCCUCAGAAGCGAUACCAAGACACUCCAGGGGUGGAACAUAUUCCUGUGGUCCAGAUCGACCUUUCUGUCCCAUUAAAAGUUCCAGGAAUGCCCAUGUCAGACCAGUAUGUGAAAUUGGAAGAAGAGCGAAGGCAUAAACAGAAACUGGAGAAAGACAAGAAAAAGAAGAAACAGAAAAAGGAGAAGAGAGGGAAGCACCAUCGCCACAACUCCCUGCACACAGAGAGUGAGGAGGACAUUGCUCCAGCUCACCACGUUGACAUCAUCACAGAGGAGAUGCCAGAGAAUGCUUUGCCCAGUGAUGAAGAUGACAAAGAUCCCAAUGAUCCCUAUAAGGCACUUGACAUAGACCUGGAUAAUCUGGUUUCAGGGAAGCCUUCCAGACCCUUAGCAGACAGUGAGAAGCUGCCAGUGCAGAGACACAGGAAUGUCGAGACCCUGAAGUCACCAGACUCUGAAGUUCCCCUAGCAGAGAAGAAGAGCAAGAAACCCAAAAAGAAGGAAAAGAAACAUAAAGAUAAAGAGAGAGAUAAAGGAAAGAAGAAAGAGAAAGAGAAAAAGGUGGUAGAGGAGGAGGAGGAAGAAGUAAAAAAGGGGGAAGACUUGGAUUUCUGGCUCUCCACUGCUCCACCAGCUGCUCCCACGCCCCAGCCACAGAGCGAGCCUGGAAUGGGCACUGCUGUGGUGGCUGAAUCUCAAGUGGCAAAAAAAGAAGAAAGGGAAGAACAAGAUGAGGAGGAGGAGGAUGAAGGAAAGAAAUCCUCCAAGCAUAAGAAGAAAAAGCACAAGAAAGAGAAAGAAGAGAAAUCAAAGGAUAAAAAGAAAUCCAAAAAGAAGAGUCAUCACAGCGAGGAGGAGCCCCUGGAGUCGGUGCAGAACGGGACUCUGGAGGAUGAGCCACUACCACCCAUGUCCAGUUACCGCCUUCUUGCUGAAAACCCCUACAUUAAAAUGACCUAUGAUAUUCAAGGAAACCUCCAGAAUGACAGCCAAGUUACUGUGUCUGUUAUCUUUGAGAACAAAAGCACUAGCUUCCUUAAGAGCAUGGAACUGAAUGUCCUGGACUCUCUCAACACUAAAAUGCUCCGACCAGAAGGAUCAUCAGUACACGAUGGGAUACCUGUGCCCUUCCAGCUCCCCCCUGGAAUCUCUAAUGAAGCCCAGUUUGUGUUUACACUUCAGAGUAUUGUUAUGGCUCAGAAGUUAAAAGGAACACUGUCCUUUAUAGUCAAAAAUGAUGAAGGUUCAACCCAUGAAAAACUAGAUUUCAAAUUGCACUUCAGUUGUGCUUCAUACUUGAUCACGACGCCUUGCUACAGUGAUGCUUUUGCCAAGCUCCUAGAGUCUGGAGAUCUGCACAUGAGUUCUAUUAAAGUAGAUGGAAUUAGCAUUUCUUUCCAACAUCUACUGGCAAAGAUCUGUUUUCAUCAUCAUUUUUCAGUUGUGGAACGCGUUGAUUCGUGUGCAUCCAUGUACAGCCGUUCUAUCCAAGGCCAUCAUGUCUGCCUACUGGUAAAAAAGGGAGAGAACUCUGUAUCCAUAGAUGGGAAAUGUAAUGAUUCUACCCUGCUUAGCAACUUGUUGGAUGAGAUGAAAGAGACAUUGUCCAAGUGCUGAAUAUUCCUUAUCAAAUAUUCCAACGACCAGAAACACACCCAACGUGUAAAGACGAGCAGACCCAAGUGUUAAGUUUCUCCCUCGUACGCAUGUACUACCCUGGGGCACGUGCUUUCAGUUAACUCCACCAUUGGUUGCAGUUUAGACAUUUUAAGGCUGUAUGUUACCUUUUUAUUUUCAGAACUUUUUACAAACUGUGGUGUUAACCCUUUCUAGCCCAAAGAGAUCCUGGUGACAUGACUGGAGGAGGGAGGGAGGGAGGGGUGGGCACUAUUUAUUCAGCAGCUCAUGAUGAUCCCAUGACCUUCAUCUGUGUGGGAUGGCGACUGAGCAGGACUUUAUCAACAGUAGCACAGUUUGUUGUUUGUGCUUACGCCAGGGAAGGUUGACUUAAUCCUUAGCCAUGAAAAAUGUCUUCAGGGCUGCUGUAGUUGAUGUAUAUUUCUAGCAGAGGCUGGUGCUGGACCAGAAGGCCUCUUUUUGUUUUGUUUUGGUUUUUUUUUAUAUAUAUAUAUGAUUUAUUAUUAUCUCAAGAUCUAUUGUGAUCAGCAUAUAAAUAUCCUCCAUCUCCUUGAGCUAAUCCAAAGGAGCCCUGUGGGAACUGGGAUGUUUGAGUUUGUGUUUAUAGUAGUUGCCUUGAGCCUUAACCUUCUUUUAGUGACAGCUGGAAGAGUUGAGUGUGGAAGCAUGAAACGGGCUGGAAGUGUUAUUGUUUGGGUCUGUGCUCCCCUCGACUGCCCCACACACAGAGUCUGUCAGGCCUCUCCCCUUUGAGCUGUCUCUGCUGAUGUGGUUUAUGAGUCCACUUCAAUUUCACAUUCCUGAACAGUUAAGCUGUAGCAAGAAACUGGAAAUCCAAAGGGGUCUGUUCCUGCUUUUUUAUCCUUUUGCUCACCAGCUGAGGUUGACCAUUACCAGGUUAGAAAAACAGUAAUGGGUGCAGCCCCUUGUGUGCAGGUCCAUGUCCUCCCUCUGGGCUCUGAAACCAGCAGGGUCAUUCUGUCUGUGUCCCCUCAGUGUCCCUCAGCCCUGCCCUUGCAGCAGUGAGAGCAGAUUUGGCAGCACAAGUGCCCCACAGUCCCUGUGGCAGAGCCCUCCCUGCUGGGGUGCAGGAGAGAGGGGUGCAUGGGGAGCCCCUGCCCCAGAGGCAGGAGGGAGGAGGGUGAGGAGCUGCUCUCCCUGCUGGGGUGCAGGAGAGGGGUCAUGAGGAGCUGCUCUCCCUGCUGGGGUGCAGGAGAGGGGUCAUGAGGAGCUGCUCUCCCUGCUGGGGUGCAGGAUGGGGAGGGGGCUGAGGAGCUGUAGGUUUGGGACUGUAGCAGUUACUUUAGAGGGAAGAAGGGAGAGUCUGGGAAGUGCCCGUUCUGCACUAUUGGAAUCUUGUGGAGUCACUGACAGGAAAGGGAUGUCAUGGUGUCCUGCAGAGAUGCUCAGUUGAUGUCCUUGUCCAACAUCCCUUAUUUUUUAUUCCUCUGUUCCAUUUCUUUCCUCACAGUUCAGCACCCAGUGAGCAAAACUCUGUGAAAGGGUUUUGCUUCAGGGCACACGUCAGGAGCAGCUGAUUGCUCCAAAAAGGUGCCCAGGGAGGAGUUGGCUGGGUCUGCACGUCUCCAGCACCACCACCACUCCUAAAACACCAAACCCCCAUGCAGGGAGCAGGAUAAAGUGUUGAUCUUCUUUGUUGGGUGAUGUCCUGUACUGUACGCGUGUCUCGUGCUCUUUACACUCUUCCCACAGGAGGUAUUUUGGCAAAGGCUCUGCUCUGGUGCUCUGGGUUCCUUGCCAGGCCCAGCUCCGUGUCCGACCGUGCUGCCACGACGUGGAGGGUUUGGUUUUGGUCAGCCUCCCUUGGUUAGCCAGUUGUGUAUUAGAAACUGAACAUAUUAAAAUUGUCUUAAAGGAUAAUGUUCCUCAAUUAGUGUUUGGGUUUUUUAAUUCAUGGAUGAAAACUGUCACUUUAGCAUGUAGAGUCUCUUACAGAAUCCUGUGCAGUGAUUCUAGAAUUUUGAAACUGUAUGAUGUGUUACAUUCACAAAUUUAUUUGCUAUCAACAUUCCCUGGAAGAAAAAAAAAAGAAAAAGAAAACAACAUACCACAAGCUGCUGUAAUGAUUUUGUGUCAAGAUGAUCCAAUAAACUUUCAAAACAAAGUUAAA
This is a messenger RNA of Passer montanus (Eurasian tree sparrow), 6093 nucleotides long. RefSeq names its product adaptor related protein complex 3 subunit delta 1 (gene AP3D1). The coding region runs from base 261 to 3941 and encodes 1226 amino acids. Gene Ontology annotation, cellular component: presynaptic endosome; terminal bouton; endosome membrane. The record is from RefSeq and is a predicted model, not a curated record. Lineage: Eukaryota; Metazoa; Chordata; Aves; Passeriformes; Passeridae. The transcript is spliced from 33 exons. Gene Ontology annotation, biological process: neurotransmitter receptor transport, postsynaptic endosome to lysosome; anterograde synaptic vesicle transport; Golgi to vacuole transport.